Molecule: messenger RNA, 1656 nt
Organism: Guillardia theta CCMP2712
Lineage: Eukaryota; Cryptophyceae; Pyrenomonadales; Geminigeraceae
Exons: 16
Coding region: 1-1656 (551 amino acids)
Molecular function (GO): glycosyltransferase activity
Source: RefSeq, a predicted model, not a curated record
AUGGGCAGGCCCUCGAAGAAGGGUUCCAAGUUCAGAGGAAAGCGAUCUUCAAGGUUGUACGUGCGGUUCGCUGUCUUCCUGCUCGUUCUGGCUUCACCAUGGGCUUUCCUUCACUUUCGUCACGGUCGUCCAUCGAACUCAGGUGGAGGAGCAGGAGAUGUGAAAGGUCAGCCCAGCAAGCAAGCUCUCCUCCUCCAGCACAGCAACACCACCUGGGCUGAGAAAGGAUUGACGUCUCACCGAACAUCUGAAUGGAUCACCCGGACUGUGCGAGACACUUUGAGCAGCAUCAAAGGUUUCCAUGUGAACUCAGACGAUCAAGAAUCAGAGUGGAAUGCUGGAGAAAUUUCCUUCCAUGUUGCCAGCAACAACUGCGAUUCGGUCUGCCAGUCUGCAGGGAAGGUUUGUGCUCGAGACUGGUUUGUCUUCUUGGAUAGGUGUGACAUUGCCAAGAAAGUUUUCCCCGAGGGCACAUGCAGCUUUGCUUUCUAUCCAGACAUGCCAUUCUAUGAUAAGACCACAAAAGAGAUCUUUGUCAGCAAAGACACCAAGCUUGACCCCCCGACGUGCGAUGCUGCUCCCUUGGGCGGUCGAAGUGCAGAGCGAUUGUGUCCUUGUGUUCCAACGUCCCAUGCGAGAGCGGCAGCAGAAGUCAAGGCAGAGAAGAAUGUCUUGGAAAUUAUGAAAAAGAUCAUCACUGAACAGAACGCCCAAGAAAGGUUGGAGCGGUCACGAGGGGUCACCAAUGGCAUUGAGCUCGAUGUUUACGGCAAACAAGUCUCCUCGUCCUUGCUCAAUGAUCUUCAGUACGGAAGGGUCUCGUUUCUCAAGAGUAAGAUGGGAGACACGUGUGAAAUGACUUGCAAGGCCUCGUCUCUUAAGUGCUCCAGUCGCUGGUUCCGGUACCUCAACAAAUGUGAGGUCCUCCUGGCCGCAUGGCCGCAGAAAAGCAAUGGAGAAUACUUCAAGAACUGCGGCAACCAGUUCUACGGUCACGACCUGCCCGGCCUCCAGGAGGAGAUGCAGCUUCUGCUCCUCAACAAUGACAUCAACGGAUACCCCAACACCAAGUCGACCUAUCACACAGUUUUCAAUGUCCAGAGCAAGCAAUAUUUUGAGUGGCAGUCCAGAUACAACGUCUUCUGGCACAAGCAGGUUGGACAACCCGGAAAGAUCACCCGCCUGCUCUCCAUGGGUGGCGCUUGGCCAACAGAUGGGAAUCCACAUCCUGUAGGCGAUCAUCUUAUGAAGGAGGUCCCAACGCACAUCGCUCCUCAGUACGACUACAGGAUAGACAGUUACGUUGCUUAUAACAAGCCUCUUUCCAUCACUCACUGGCUGCAGACAACAGAGGGAUAUUACAGCUUCAAAGACGAGAACAGCAUCGAGAUGCAGAUCGCGAAACAUUAUUGCAAGGGCAUCUGCAAACAUUAUGAUCCGAUCGCUGUUCCUGUUGUUAUCCACAAGAACGACCUUGCAAGAUUGGCUCCCCUGGAGGGGCCCAACAAGUGGCCGAUAGAGUGGAACGACAAUCGUUUCACCGUCAACCGCAUCGAGUGGGUUGCUGAGAUGUUCGGCUACGUCCUCGCCGCUGCUCACCUGGACCUCCGUCACGAGAUUAUGGACCUCCAGCUCGUUCCCUCCGUGCACAAGUGA